Messenger RNA from Anastrepha obliqua, 3015 nucleotides. RefSeq lists its product as uncharacterized. Lineage: Eukaryota; Metazoa; Arthropoda; Insecta; Diptera; Tephritidae. Bases 180 to 2855 code for a protein of 891 amino acids. The record is from RefSeq and is a predicted model, not a curated record. The transcript has 4 exons.
GCCAAUUGUUGUUAAGAAGUAUUCGAUUUGACGAUUCUGUGAGCGGAAACAUUUCGCUGAGCUGAUGGGAAUUCAACAAAUAAACAAUCGCGAAAUACGUGGAAAUAAAAAUUAUCAAAAAUUCGAGAAACAGUUGCAAAGAAAAUAAGCAUUUCCGUGAAUUGCACUCUAAGAAAAAAAUGACGCCAAUAAAAACCAAUAGGCUACAUCGCAUCACUCGGCUACUGCUUACUUGCCUUGCUCUUUGCCGAUUCAGCGCAGCUCAAAUUUAUGAAGAGAACGAGCCGUGUGAUUUUGGUACCUACAAAGGAACUUGCUUGACAGAAAGUAAAUGCCCAGAGUUGCCGGGUUAUAUGAAAGAAAGCGGCUUGAAAGCGGAUGAUGUGGGCCAUUGCGGUUUUACAACUACAGAGGAGAUCAUAUGUUGUCCUGUUAGGCCAGCACCUGCGCCAGCCGCGGAGCAACUGCCUGAUGCAAUUAUAGAUCUUUUAAAACCAGAAGAUGAGACUACUACGAGUUCUGUACAAACGACCUCAGCAGACUAUUGGUUUGGAAAAAAUUUCCAGGACAUCAAGAAAAAUAAAAGUUCCCGAAGCAAUAAUGGAAAUUCUGCAGCAAAUGAUGAUGAAACUCAACGAUUAAAUGCGAUAUUCAAAACAAAUCCUCUUCAGGGUGGACUUGACGGAAAAUUUCUUUCUGAUGAACAUGUAAAUGCAAGACUAGAUGGGAUAUUCAAUACAAAUCCUAUUCAGAGCGGGAUCCCUGUGCAGGAUAAUUCUCAAAGGUUCGACAAGAUAUUUAAUGCAAAUCCUGUGUUCAAGGGAAAUCCUCUUCAGGGUGGACUUGACACAAACCCUCUUCCAAAUGAAAGUAAAGAUGCAAGACUAAAUGCGAUAUUCGAUACAAAUCCUAUUCAGAGCGGGAUCCCUGUGCAGGAUAAUUCUCAAAGGUUCGACAAGAUAUUUAAUGCAAAUCCUGUCAUCAAGGGAAAUCCUCUUCAGGGUGGACUUGACACAAACCCUCUUCCAAAUGAAAGUAAAGAUGCAAGACUAAAUGCGAUAUUCGAUACAAAUCCUAUUCAGAGCGGGAUCCCUGUGCAGGAUAAUUCUCAAAGGUUCGACAAGAUAUUUAAUGCAAAUCCUGUGUUCAAGGGAAAUCCUCUUCAGGGUGGACUUGACACAAACCCUCUUCCAAAUGAAAGUAAAGAUGCAAGACUAAAUGGGAUAUUCAAUACAAAUCCUAUUCAGAGCGGGAUCCCUGUGCAGGAUAAUUCUCAAAGGUUCGACAAGAUAUUUAAUGCAAAUCCUGUGUUCAAGGGAAAUCCUCUUCAGGGUGGACUUGACACAAACCCUCUUCCAAAUGAAAGUAAAGAUGCAAGACUAGAUGGGAUAUUCAAUACAAAUCCUAUUCAGAGCGGGAUCCCUGUGCAGGAUAAUUCUCAAAGGUUCGACAAGAUAUUUAAUGCAAAUCCUGUGUUCAAGGGAAAUCCUCUUCAGGGUGGACUUGACACAAACCCUCUUCCAAAUGAAAGUAAAGAUGCAAGACUAGAUGGGAUAUUCAAUACAAAUCCUAUUCAGAGCGGGAUCCCUGUGCAGGAUAAUUCUCAAAGGUUCGACAAGAUAUUUAAUGCAAAUCCUGUGUUCAAGGGAAAUCCUCUUCAGGGUGGACUUGACACAAACCCUCUUCCAAAUGAAAGUAAAGAUGCAAGACUAAAUGCGAUAUUCGAUACAAAUCCUAUUCAGAGCGGGAUCCCUGUGCAGGAUAAUUCUCAAAGGUUCGACAAGAUAUUUAAUGCAAAUCCUGUCAUCAAGGGAAAUCCUCUUCAGGGUGGACUUGACACAAACCCUCUUCCAAAUGAAAGUAAAGAUGCAAGACUAAAUGGGAUAUUCAAUACAAAUCCUAUUCAGAGCGAGAUCCCUGUGCAGGAUAAUUCUCAAAGGUUCGACAAGAUAUUUAAUGCAAAUCCUGUGUUCAAGGGAAAUCCUCUUCAGGGUGGACUUGACACAAACCCUCUUCCAAAUGAAAGUAAAGAUGCAAGACUAAAUGGGAUAUUCAAUACAAAUCCUAUUCAGAGCGGGAUCCCUGUGCAGGAUAAUUCUCAAAGGUUCGACAAGAUAUUUAAUGCAAAUCCUGUGUUCAAGGGAAAUCCUCUUCAGGGUGGACUUGACACAAACCCUCUUCCAAAUGAAAGUAAAGAUGCAAGACUAAAUGGGAUAUUCAAUACAAAUCCUAUUCAGAGCGGGAUCCCUGUGCAGGAUAAUUCUCAAAGGUUCGACAAGAUAUUUAAUGCAAAUCCUGUGUUCAAUGGACAUCCUCUUCAGGGUGGACUUGACGGAAACUUUCUUUCUGAUGAACGUGUAAAUGCAAGACUAAAUGCGAUUUUCAAUACAAAUCCUAUUCAGAACGGGAUCCCUGUGCAGGAUAAUACUCAAAGGUUUGACAAGAUAUUUAACGGAAAUCCUCUCCCAAUUGGAAAUAUAAUAAGUGAAAGUAAGUCGGAGCCGCAGACUGGAAACGCGAUUGGGGAUGGAGCUCAAAGAAUAAAUUAUAUAUUUAAAGUGAACUCUAUACCAAAUGGAAAUCCGACAGUGGAAAAUAUUCCAAGGGCUAACGGAAAUUUUCUUCCGGAUGAAAGUGCAAAUGCAAGAAUAAAUGAGAUAUACAACAGAAAUCCGGUUUUAAAUGGAAGCCCAGAUAUCGAAAACAUGCCGAUUAGAAACCCGCAAAGUGAUGAUAUUACAAAAGACAUUAUCAAACAAGCAUAUAGAGACAACGAUUUCCUAUUUGAAAGCCAUAGCAAUAACCCAUUUCGUAAUUAUCUGAAGCAAUCAAGGCGAAAGUCUUUCAGAAAGUGAUAUAAUAAUUAAUACACUCGUACCAUUAAUACUUAUAGUUUUGUGAAUGGCAACCUCCUUGGCUUCGGACUUGAGUUGAAAGCCAAGAAAGGUGCCUGCUCAGCCAAAUAGGCCGAAUGUUAUUUUAAAUAAAUAUAUAAAUACCAUAUAAAGCCAUUAA